CUCGCCUCCUCGCCAAGCGCCCUUCUUGCCUCUGACCACCAUGGGGCGCCUGUUAUGUGUGCUGGCUGCAGCGCUCGCGCUGCCGCUGGUGACGGCGGCGAGCAACUACAGUCUUCCACGGCCUAUGUCGAGCAGUCAACUAUCGGCCCCCGUAUCUGCCGCAGAGAAAUGCCCACCUUGCUUCAACUGUCUACUUCCUGCCUUUACAUGCGGUCAAUACGGCGAAUGUAACGAAUACGACGGCCAGUGCAAGUGUCCCCCGGGAUGGGGAGGCAUCGACUGUCUCAUUCCGCAAUGCGACUCCCUCGCCGACGGCGACCAUCGCAGGCUUCGUGAGGAUGGGCAGGAGUGCGAGUGCAAGGACGGAUGGACCGGAAUCAACUGCAAUGUCUGCCAAGCAGACGACGCCUGUAUCGGCUUCCCGCUCUACGGCCAGCCCGCGGACAGCGAUGCGGAUGGUGUACAGAACAUGACAUGCUACAAGGGCGGCGACACGGUAUUCAACAACCAUCAAAUGUGCGAUGUAACGAACCGCAAGAUCCUCGACAUGCUCCCUGACCGACCACCUCAGGUUACAUUCAGCUGCGACGCACCGUCCAAGUCUUGCGACUUCCAGUUCUGGACUGCUCAGCAAGAGAGCUUCUACUGCGGCCUCGAUGAAUGUGUGUCCUCCCGUGAGACGACCUACGACAAGAACACGACCACAUACAAUUGCGAGAAGAUUCAGUGUAGCUGUAUACCAGGCCGCUUUAUCUGCGGCGAGGCUGGCAGUGUUGAUAUCAGUGACUUCUUGAAGGAAGAUAUCAAGGGACCCGCCAAGUUCAGCUGCGAGUCCGGCCAUGGGUGCAAGUUCGAGGAGCCUGCGAUGAACGGACUGAUUACCGACAUCUUUGGUGAUUCGUACAUCACGCUGAAUUGCCAGGGUGGCGAGUGCCUGCACUACUCUCAAGUCCCCGGUUAUGUGCGUCCAGAGAAGCCACCCAACACCAAGUGGGUUGCGCUCAGCGCAUCCGGCGCGCUCCUGGCCGUCAUCAUCGUCGCCACCUUCGUCUGGUAUAUGGGGCGCACGCGCACUGGCGAUCUGGGCAAGAUCCGGCUCCCCGAGUCCGAGGCUGCGAAGCUCAUGUCCGAGCACGUCCCCGCCUCGCUUUACUUCGAGAACGUCAGCUACAACCUCGGCGGGCGCACCAUCCUCGAUGGUAUCACCGGCGCGGUCAAGCCCGGGCAGGUCAUGGCGAUCAUGGGCGCCUCCGGCGCGGGCAAGUCGACCUUCCUCGACAUCCUCGCACGCAAGAACAAGCGUGGCUCGGUCAGCGGGACGAUGCUCGUUAACGGCCGCGAGGUGCGCGACGCGGAGUUCAAGGCGGUGUCGGGCUUCGUGGACCAGGAGGAUACGCUGAUGAGCACGCUGACGGUGUACGAGACGGUGCUGUAUAGUGCGCUGUUGCGCCUGCCGAGGGAGAUGAGUCUGGCGGCGAAGAAGUUUAGGACGCUGGAGACGAUGAACGAGCUGGGCAUAUUGGGGAUCAAGGACAUGCGGAUUGGCGAUUCGGGGCAUAGGUCGAUAUCCGGUGGUGAGAAGCGGCGAGUAUCCAUCGCUUGCGAGCUUGUGACAAGUCCUUCGAUCUUGUUCCUCGACGAGCCUACGAGCGGUCUCGACGCGUUCAAUGCCUUCAACGUCGUCGACAGUUUGGUUUCCCUUGCGCGCAACUACAACUGCACAGUUAUCUUCACGAUCCAUCAACCUCGCAGCAACAUCGUCGCCAUGUUCGACCAGCUCGUUGUCCUUGCGCUCGGCAAGAUGGUCUACUCUGGCGAGUACAACAAAUGCCAAGCGUACUUUGAGUCCAUCGAUCAGCCCUGCCCUCCCGGGUUCAAUAUUGCGGAUUUCUUGAUCGACCUCACGAUGCAGGCCACUCUCGAAAUACAGCCCGCACCUGACAGUGCAAGCCUCGAUCCGCCCUCGUCCUCCGAGGACCACGACAACCUUCGUGAUGAAGAGCGCGGCCUCGCGCACCAUGUCCAUCUCCCUGGCGGCGCGCGCUCCGCAUCUGGCGGCAGCGCCUCCCCCACCGAGGAAACCGAACUCCAGACGCGGCCGAACUCCGCCUCCUCCCAAUCCGCCUCCUUCGCCUCCUCCCUCCGCAAGAAAGCCUCUGCCAUCUUCGACUCCGCGCGGCGGCACGUCGGCGGCCACGAGGUCACGCCGCGGCUGCAGAACCUCGUCGACGCGUACGCGGAGAGCGAUGUGGCGCGGGCGAUCCGUGAGGAGGGCGAGCGCGUGCGGAGGGAGAAUAGCGAGGCGGAUGCGCGGGAUGCGGAGCGGGGCGCGAAUGGGGAGCUACCGGAUGUGGCAGCGGAGACGACGUUGCUGCGUGGGCGCAAGCGGGCGAGUUGGGGGACGCAGUUCAGGAUUCUGAGUGGCAGGGCGUUCAAGAACCUGUACCGAGACCCGUAUCUGCUGGCUGCGCACUACUUGUCGGCGAUUGGGUUGGCGCUCAUUUGUGGCCUUUUCUUCCACAAUGUAACCAACGACAUCUCGGGCUUCCAGAAUAGGCUGGGAAUCUUCUUCUUCACCCUCGCCCUCUUUGGCUUCUCCUGCCUCUCCAGCCUAGGCCUGUUUGCAAACGAGCGUAUCCUCUUCAUGCGCGAAAGAGCCAACGGCUACUACUCCUCCUUCACCUAUUUCGCCAGCAAGGUCCUCUUCGACAUCCUGCCGCUGCGCCUCGUCCCGCCCCUACUCUUUGGUGGCAUCGUAUAUUCGCUCGUCGGGCUCGUGCCCUCCGUGGCGGGCUUCUGGAAGUUCAUGCUUGUGCUCGUGAUGUUCAAUCUGACGACAGCGAGCCUGGUCCUGUGGCUAUCGGUCGCGUUUGAGACGGUGGGCGUGGCGAGCUUGGUCGGCACGUUGGUGAUGCUUUUCAACCUCCUCUUCACUGGGCUGCUCAUCAAUCGCGACUCACUGGGCCCGGUGCUGCAGUGGCUGCAUACGAUCUCGUUCUUCCACGCGGCGUACGAGGCACUCGCAGUCAACGAGCUGCGCUACCUGACGCUCAAGGAGCAUAAGUUCGGCGUGGAUAUCGAUGUCCCGGCCGCGACAAUUCUGUCGAUAUUUGGGUUCAGGGCAGGCUCGUUCUGGUGGCCGAACGUCGCUCUGCUGGGCAUCUUCUUCGGCGCCUUCACAAUCGCGAGCUUCCUGACGCUGCACAUUUUUGUGCGCGAGAAGAGGUAACCGGCGGGCCCCACUUCAUGUGGGAUACCUCCUUGUCGGUAUUGAUACUGACUGACCUGCUCGAUGUAAUAUGUAACUCUGCAAACUUCACCUCGGAUACACGGCCCUGCAAUGCUUUGAGGGCUGAUAAUCCGUUGAUAUUGUCGAA
Schizophyllum commune H4-8 is the source of this 3377-nucleotide messenger RNA. RefSeq lists its product as uncharacterized. The transcript has 15 exons. Gene Ontology annotation, cellular component: membrane. Gene Ontology annotation, molecular function: ABC-type transporter activity; ATP binding; ATP hydrolysis activity. NCBI's taxonomy places the organism in Eukaryota, Fungi, Basidiomycota, Agaricomycetes, Agaricales, Schizophyllaceae. Bases 41 to 3229 code for a protein of 1062 amino acids. The record is from RefSeq and is a predicted model, not a curated record.